GUUGACGUGACGGCGUAAAACGAGUUUUCGACGUGUUUUCGAGUUGUUGCACUUUAUAGUGCCUAUUCUAAUUUUCUGCAUCGCAGAGACGACGUGUAGCGCGAAAUUCAACGAUGUCUCGUUUCGACCUGGUGGUGUUUGGGGCGACAGGCUUCACGGGCAAGCAGGCCGUGAUUGAAGUGACCAGGGUAGCCAAGAAGUAUGGCCUCACGUGGGCAGUAGCAGGCCGGUCAGAGUACAAACUACAGCAGCUCAUGCAGGAGGUAUCUAAGAAAACUGGCGAAGACCACUCGAACAUCAAAGUGAUAAUAGCGGACGUGAGCAAUGAGGCUUCCCUCGAGGAGAUGUGUCGUCAGGCGGCUGUGGUGGUGAACUGCUGCGGCCCGUACCGCUUGUACGGCGAGCCGGUAGUCCGCGCUGCCAUACACUGCCGGGCGCACUAUGUGGACGUCAGCGGCGAGCCACAGUUCAUCGAGACGAUGCAGCUGGAGUACGACAAGGCAGCCCAGGAAGCAGGCGUGUACGUUGUCAGCGCGUGCGGCAUGGAUAGUAUUCCUAACGACUUGGGCGUCGUCUAUAUGGAGCAGCAGUUUGAUGGAACCUUAAACUCGGUGGAGUCGUAUCUGACCGCCCUGGUGCCGCCCGAGUACAGCGCGGAGGCUCGCAAGGGGGUCGUACACUACGGCACCUGGGAGUCACUCGUACACAGCCUUGCCAACCACAACGAGCUGAGUGUCCUGCGCAAGAAGCUGUACCCGCAACGGCUGCCGACUUUCCAGCCCAAGCUGCAGUCGCGCGGCAUCCACAAGAGAUUCGACAAGUGGUGCGUGCCGUUCCUGGGCGCCGAUGCAUCUAUAGUAUACCGCACGCAGCGCCACCUGCACGAGGCGGGCCACAAGCGGCCCGUGCAGUUCAAGCCGUACGUCAAAAUCGGCAGCAUGGCCGCCACCAUCGCGGCUGUGUUCGCCGGAGUCCUCCUAUACUUCAUGUCACUCACUAGCUUCACAAGAAAACUCCUCUUAGACCACCCGAGAAUUUUCUCUCUCGGAUUCGUGACUAAAGACGGCCCCACCGAAACGGUUAUGAAUAACACGUACUACAAGUUUGAGUUGUUCGGAGAAGGUUGGGCGAGGGGGGAGGAUGAAGGGACCAAGCCUAAUAAGAAGAUUGCCGUGAAGGUGUCCGGAUUGAACCCGGGGUACGGAGCCACGGUGUCAGGGCUGGUGUAUUCCGCUAUCACUAUCCUCAAGGAGAAGGACAAAAUGCCGGCCACCGGCGGAGUAAUGACAACGGGCGUGGCAUUCGGCAAAACCGACCUCAUCAAACACUUGUACGACAACAAUAUGAAGUUCGAGGUCAUUGACACUGACCGCUCCAAAUAAUUAACACUACUGCCUACCAAAGAUCAUUCGCUUAGUCAUUUACUGGUGCAUUCCUCAAGGCGAAACUUAUCCCAUCGAUAGCUGUAUGCAUUUACAUAAAUCUGUAGUGGUUCUGAUUCUGGCAGACAAAUUUAAAAACGGUGCUGUUUCUGAAGAAUAACACUACGUAUAGAACGUCAACUCUCCGCCCCCCAUCCGCGUCUGAGCUAGGUUUACCUCACCCCCUCGAACACAGUUUGAACUUGAAUGGUAUGGCGUCAGACGUCAUACACACAGAUGCGCGUGUACGAUAACGUCAAUGUGUAGUCUGUGUAAAACGAGGUUGUUUAUUAUGAUGUGUCUGGGGUGUGCACAAACUUCAUUUGAUAGGACUAAAACUAACUCUUAUCUUUUUCUUGCGCUUGUUGUGAGUGAAGGAUGGAACUACUUUAAGACCUUGUUCAGAAGGCGCGAUUUACUCGCGCUUUCAUACCACAGAGUAAGUUGAUUACUUUAUAAAUUCCUGCAUGCUUGGAAAUGUGCGUUCGUAUCCGUACGAUGUUAAGUACGCUGUGGUAUGACAACGCGCGUAAAACGCCUCAUCUGAACAGUCUCUAAGAGCUGUCAAACUAACAUUUUGUUUGUACUCGCCCGAAUAAGUUCCACUAUCUUAUUUAGUUAUGUCCGCUAGAAUCAGAACUAAUAACUUAUAUUUACUAGAUUUUUCGCUUUAAAAAGCGUAGUGUUGUUACCAAAUCUAAUCUAGGUACAAGACUUUAUAAUAGAAAUGUAUAAUUUUUUGGUGGUUCAAAUAGAAUCGUUUAUUGAAAUCUUCUAACAUGUGGUGCCACCUCUUGGCAGUUAUGCAAAUUACUUUCUUUUAACACUUGACUUAGUAAUUACGUUCGAAGAUAGCACACAGAUGGCGCUGCUAACGCUCUUUUACUACACUACCUACAUUAUAACUUAACCAAAUAUAAUGUGAAGUCAUUUUCUGAAGUAAUAAGUAUAAUAUAAGCACAUUUUUUGUUUUAUAUUCUGUGCCAUUCCGUUAUUUUAUAGAGGUUAUGGGUUGGGUUGGACCGGUAGCUGAAUAGGAGAUGGAACAGGAAAAGUUCUGCCAUCGAGUCACUAGAUGGCGACUGUGAUGUGAAAUCUUAGUAAAAGAUGUGCCUUUGGAUUCGACGUAUUUUACAGUAUUAUCGACAAAGAAAUUACUGUAAUUUCUUAUUAAUUAUAGUAAUUUGUAUAAGUAUUUAUAUUUGACUGUUGUGGCAUUCAUUAUUAUCUUACCAUAUUCGAAAGUAAUAUAGAAAGAUAAUUUGUUUAUACACCUUUAAUGUUUUUUAAUAAUAAACGUAAUACUUACGGUAACACAUGACUUUCCUUGUGCUUCGUCGGGUAUAACUUGGUAUAAUAUUCGUCUAUGUCAAAGACUAGUCUGAUUUUAUCUGGUUGUUAUAGCUAUACCAUAGCUAGGUACUACUAUGCUACACUACUAAUACAUAAUACCUAUGUAUUUAUUUAAUAUUUUAUUGAUCAAUGUAUCCAAUUUAUUAAUCUAGCCAUUUUGUAAACGUUAUAUAAGUGUCAAGGAAUUUAUUGUUAUAGUGCCUUUCUGCAAUGAAUAAAUGAAUAUAAUCCUUUUUUUA
Messenger RNA from Pectinophora gossypiella (pink bollworm), 3013 nucleotides. RefSeq names its product saccharopine dehydrogenase-like oxidoreductase. Gene Ontology annotation, biological process: glycolipid biosynthetic process. The transcript has 8 exons. Gene Ontology annotation, cellular component: plasma membrane; lipid droplet; mitochondrion. Lineage: Eukaryota; Metazoa; Arthropoda; Insecta; Lepidoptera; Gelechiidae. The coding region runs from base 114 to 1382 and encodes 422 amino acids. The record is from RefSeq and is a predicted model, not a curated record.